Molecule: messenger RNA, 1350 nt
Organism: Penicillium oxalicum
Lineage: Eukaryota; Fungi; Ascomycota; Eurotiomycetes; Eurotiales; Aspergillaceae
Product: tubulin alpha chain
Exons: 6
Coding region: 1-1350 (449 amino acids)
Biological process (GO): nuclear division; microtubule cytoskeleton organization; nuclear migration by microtubule mediated pushing forces
Cellular component (GO): cytoplasm; nucleus; microtubule
Molecular function (GO): structural constituent of cytoskeleton; GTP binding
Source: RefSeq, a predicted model, not a curated record
AUGAGAGAAAUUAUCAGCUUGAACGUCGGUCAGGCCGGUUGCCAGAUUGCCAACUCCUGCUGGGAGCUGUACUGUCUGGAGCACGGUAUUCAGCCCGACGGUCAUCUCACCGAUGAGCGCAAGAAGGCCGAUCCCGACCACGGCUUCAGCACCUUCUUCUCCGAGACCGGCGCCGGCCGCUACGUUCCCCGUACCAUCUACUGCGAUCUCGAGCCCAAUGUCGUUGAUGAGGCCCGCACCGGUACCUACCGUUCGCUCUUCCACCCUGAGCAGAUGAUCACUGGCAAGGAGGAUGCUUCCAACAACUACGCCCGUGGUCACUACACCGUCGGUAAGGAGAUGAUCGACCAGGUUCUCGACAAGGUUCGCCGUAUGGCCGACUCCUGUUCUGGUCUCCAGGGAUUCCUGGUCUUCCACUCCUUCGGUGGUGGUACCGGUUCCGGUUUCGGUGCUCUCCUCAUGGAGCGUCUCUCCGUCGACUAUGGCAAGAAGUCCAAGCUGGAGUUCUGUGUCUACCCUGCCCCUCAGAACGCCACCUCCGUUGUCGAGCCCUACAACUCCAUCCUCACCACCCACACCACUCUGGAGCACUCUGACUGCUCCUUCAUGGUCGACAACGAGGCCAUCUACGACAUCUGCCAUCGCAACCUCGGCAUUGAGCGCCCCAGCUUUGAGAACCUGAACCGCCUGAUCGCCCAGGUUGUUUCCUCCAUCACCGCCUCGCUCCGCUUCGACGGUUCCCUCAACGUCGACCUGAACGAGUUCCAGACCAACCUGGUCCCCUACCCCCGUAUCCACUUCCCUCUGGUCGCCUACUCACCCGUCAUCUCCGCCGCCAAGGCCGACCACGAGGCCAACAGCGUGACCGAGAUCACCUCCAACUGCUUCGAGCCCCACAACCAGAUGGUCAAGUGUGACCCCCGCAACGGCAAGUACAUGGCUACCUGUCUGCUGUACCGUGGUGAUGUCGUCCCCAAGGAUGCCCACGCCGCUGUGGCCACCCUCAAGACCAAGCGCACCAUCCAGUUCGUCGACUGGUGCCCUACUGGUUUCAAGCUCGGUAUCUGCUACCAGCCCCCUGCUCAGGUCCCCAACGGCGAUCUCGCCAACCUCAGCCGUGCCGUCUGCAUGCUGUCCAACACGACCGCCAUCGCCGAGGCCUGGUCUGCUCUCGACCACAAGUUCGACCUCAUGUACUCCAAGCGUGCCUUCGUUCACUGGUAUGUUGGUGAGGGUAUGGAGGAGGGUGAGUUCUCCGAGGCUCGUGAGGACCUCGCUGCUCUGGAGCGUGACUACGAGGAGGUCGCCAGCGACUCGCUGGAGGAGGAGGAGCUGGAGCCUGAGUACUAG